Molecule: messenger RNA, 1375 nt
Organism: Lotus japonicus
Lineage: Eukaryota; Viridiplantae; Streptophyta; Magnoliopsida; Fabales; Fabaceae
Exons: 2
Coding region: 229-1071 (280 amino acids)
Source: RefSeq, a predicted model, not a curated record
AAAAUACCACCUUAAUAAUGGUGGCUCGAUGCUCUUGUUAGGAUUUAGGAGUAACAAAGUUCCACACAAAACUCCACAAAACAGAAGCCACCUUCUUUGAUUCAACGAGUUAACUCUCAGUAUUCAAAAACCUUUUCUUUUUUUCUUUCUUCCUAUUUAAACCAUACCCUUUGUUUUGAUUUUGAUCCCUCUUCCAGAAUCUAGAUCCAGAAGAAUCUGCUGAAGAAGAUGGAUAGUAACGAUUGGGUACUCCUUUCUGAUGAUGGCUCCCUUGAUGGUGGUGAUGAGAAUCAGAUUUUCCUGGGAAAAUCAAACCCAGAAUCAAAAAGUGAUUUUGACAUGAAUUACUUCUACUGCACCUCACCAAAAUCAAGGGAUUCUUCCACAACCACAACACAACUUCUCCAUGAUGAUCCAAUUCUAUUAUUUGUACCCCAUAUUGGGAACAAAGUAGAAAACACUGAGGAUGAUGAUCAUGUUGGAGACAACUCAGCAGACACCACCUCUGAGAAAAUCAAAGGAGCUGUUGUUGUGGAAGCUGAUCAACAAGAAACUGUUGACACUGUUUCUGUUUCACAGUUUCUCUUGCAGCUGGAAAAUAAUUUUGCCGACAUGAAAAUGGAUUCUCCAAAGUCCAGUCCUACAGUACUGUUUCCUCCUCCUCUUGAUGAUGCAGGUGCUAUGAAAUCUGAGGACAAAGGUGAGGCUAUGGAGGUUAUGGUCUCUCCUAGAAUGAAGGUUGAGAAUGAAAUGACUACCAUGGACUGUGUCAGAGAAGAGGGGGACCACACUGAUGGUUUCAAUUUCUGGAAGUGGAGCUUGACAGGGGUUGGAGCUAUCUGUUCUUUUGGUGUUGCUGCUGCCACAAUCUGUGUGCUGGUUUUUGGAAGCAAGCAAAGGAACAAAUUCCACCAGAACCAUAAGAUUCAGUUCCAGAUCUACACUGAUGACAAGAGGAUUAAGCAAGUGGUACAGCAAGCAACCAAAUUGAAUAAAGCAAUUGCGGCAACAAGGGGUAUUCCACUGAGCAGAGCUCACAUAACAUAUGGUGGUUUCUAUGAAGCUCUUUGAGGAAAUGAUUUCGUGCCUUCAUGGAACAUUUGGAUUCCACAACCUAUGGCUAGGGACACCAUCUUCUACUGUAUCGUCUACCAUAUGGUUUUGUAAAUAAAAAUAUGAUGGAUGGUGUAUUGUAAAUUGAAUCCCAGAUUAGGGGCUCUUUUAUUAUUAUUAAUUUGUCCUUUUGGGUUUGAAGGAUUAAAAAAAGUUUGUCUGGUAGUUGCCCCAAGUUAUGGAGCAAUUGUUUUUAGUUUGUUUUCUUGGUCAUCAAGUUAUGGAGCAAUUGUUAAAUGAAAGGUUAUUUUUUAUAAAGAAA